GUGGGUUGGUUGGCGUCAGCCAGGGUGAUGGUGCGGACGACAUGGCUACGUAGGAAGGCUGGUAUGCCACAGGACUGCGUCGCACAUCGAUCAAGUAAGCCUCUGGUCGGUGAUGAAUGGGAGAUGAGGCCAAGGGAGAGAGAACAGGGCAAGGGAGGACGCCCGGGAUGGUCAGGGAGGCAGAGGGAGAGGUGUGGGUGUGUGUGGUGGCGUUGUGGUGCGCAUGCACUGCAGUGACCUCAUCUGUGGGUGUCUGUGGGUGUUCAACCUGGUGCGUCUUCAGGAGGUGGUAGUCUGGACGCUGUCGGACGCUAAGCGGUCCUUCCUGGUAGGCCAAGCCAGUGGGUAAGCCAGGAACCAGCUAUAUGGAUGGAGAACCGCACAUCGCGACACCACAGCCGUGUCAAGGCCAGAGAAUGAUGAUCUGAUCCACAUCGUUCCCUCCCGUGCUGUUUGUUGCGUGUGUCAGGUGGUGUUGGUGCUGUAGGAUUGCGGUCGGUUGUUUCUUCUCUCUCCUCUCUCCUGUCCCCCCCUCUGAUUCCCACGAUUCCUACGUCUCAGCUUCCCGAGUCCAUCGGCACCUUUGCCGCCAGGGCAGCAGCAGCCAUGAGGUACACACACAUACCUCGAACACACACACACGAACAUCCUGACCAACCACCGAGACACUUGUUUCCUUCCCUGUGUUGUCAUCUCUCUCUCCCCAGCGACCGCACUCGUGCGCUGCUGCAUCGCUUCUCGGCGUCUGCCCCCGCGCACAAGCGCACCACUACAUCGUCCUCAUCGCAGCAGCAGCACAAGGGCAAGGGCGCCGGGGCCGGCAAAGCCAAGACGGCUCCCGCAGCCGGCCGAUCGCCGCCCGUGCCCCCCGUCCAGCACACACAGCGGUCGUCGCGCCGCAACAGCAGUGCGGCGGCCAAUGCCGCCAAUGACGCGAUGGACGUGUGUGUGGUCGAGGAGGACGACAGGGAGCGUUCCGACCGUGCCAACCGUGCUGAUCGUAACAGGGUGGUGGCCAAGCGUAGCGGUGCUGGUGCUGGUAUUGGUGUUGGUGUGUUGAAGAAGGUGUCGUCUCCGUCUGAGGACUCGACGCAGGCCAAUGGCAAGAGCACCCAGGGGGGCAGCGACCGAGAGGUGAACUCGUGAGCCUGUGGGACACACGCGCGGGAUUUGUACGUGUGGGUGCAUGGCAUGUGUGUCUCGCUCACCGCUCAGGUGUGUCGCGGUGAGGCCAGCGAGGAUUUGGGCAUGGAUGACUGCUGCGAGGGCGAGGACCAGGGUGGGUGCGGUGUUUGCAAACAUACCAAUGCCACACAGACAGACAGACAGAGACACGGGCGGCGUCUCACAUGUGUGUGUAUGUGUGUUCAGAAGGCUUGCUGUCUGUCGAUGAGACCAACAAACAGAAGAUCGACCACAUCAGGUAGGUACCUACUGCGGUCAGUCACACGGUGGGUGGUAUCCACGUGUCGUGUGUGUGUGUGUGUGUGUGUGCAGGAAGAUGCGUCGGCAGCUGGGCAUGAACUACUUCGUCAAUGUCAAUGAGAACCCCGUAUGGCCGCCCAUCAAGAAAAACAAAUUCACCAGUCAGUACUGUACGCCACGGCACGCAAGAAGCCAACUCAGGUGCACCAUCUUCAUCUUGUGUGUUGUGUGUGGUACAAACAGCUCGUUCGGGCCGCACUCGCAACCCGUUGCCGCCCCCGCCGCCCCCGAAGCCUCGCCAGUCGGGCAAACCGUCUGGUGGGGGGGGUGGGGGGGACAGCAGCGGCAAUAGCAAGGGGCUCAGGCGAUCCGCUAGACAGAGGGUGAGGGUGGGUGGAUGUCAGAAUGGAGGACAGGGCGGCGCGUGUGUGUGUGUGUGUGUGUGGCGCCGUGCCGUAUGAUGGUGUGUGAUGUGUGUGUGUCAGGGUGAGGAGGCUGAGGUUGUGGACGACUCGAAGAAGAGGGAAUCGGACGAAUCGGGUGUGUACACAUUCAGCCAUCCAUCCAUUCAUUCGUGAGGCGAUCUGUCCGCAUAUAUGUGUGUGUGUGUGUGUGUGUGCAGAGGCCACGACCAGCAAGAAGAGGAGGGCUUCUCUGAAGAGCUACAAAGGCCUAGAAGAAAUCGAAAAGAAACUGGUAUCAUACACACAGCAGGACGCGCCAGCACAACACCGGAAGCCAUGCACACACACACACACACACCCUCCCUGUCCUGUCUGUCUGUGUGUCCAUCCAUCGAUCGAGUCGAGCAGGCUACGUUGUGCGAUGGCGUGUACACGAAGCGCUCCACACUCGGCCGACAUGCCGGCCUGGGGCUCUAUGCUGACCGGUACUUGUCUAUGCUGGCACCGACAAGUACUCUUGUGUCUGCACACGUGUGGUCAUGUUGAUCAAUCAGUUUCUUUGCCAAGAAUUCGAUCAUCACCGAGUUCGUGGGGUACAUCAUCGACCGCGACGAGGCCAUGCGCCUUCGCAGGGAGAGGUGCGCACGCACAAAUGGAUGAAUGAAUGAAUGCAUGCCAGCACACAGACGCGUAUGCACCCUCCCCUCCCCUCCCCUGUGUGUGUGCAGGAAGGCCACGCACAUCGCCGACAUCGAAAAACCCUUCUUCUACAUCGAUGGGUCAGUGACAGACACGCACACACACACAGACAGCAGAGUCUUGUUUCUGUGACACGUGGGUCUAUAUGUGUGUGUGUGUGUGUGUGUGUGUGUUUUGUAGUGAGAAGGAGCCGAAGCCCUUCAUUGGGGGCGGCUCGUUCGCCAACGACGGCAGCCAGACCAAGGAGACCCCUCAGGGCCGCAUGCCGCCGCCGGGCAACAACUCCAAGUUCUUCAAAAUGUUCGACCACAAACAGGUCCACAUCGACACACGCACAUGUGACACCCCCAGCCCACGGACAUCCCUCUCUCUCUCUCUCUGUGUGUGGUGCAGGGUCGCACGCGCCUGUUCAUAAAGGCCCUGCAGGACAUCCACCCAGCCGAGGAGAUAUUCGUUGGGUACGCACACACACACACGCAGAUCCACACACACACAGACGCAUCAUUCAUUCAUUCCGUGUGUGUGUGUAUUGUGUGUGUGUGUGUUGUGUGUGGUAGGUAUUCUCGUGACUACUGGAUCGACGUUGAGGAGGAGGACAACAGCUCUGAGGAGGAAAGGCGACGCGAGGAGAAACGCAAGAAGCGAAGAAACCAAUGACUGACUGACCACGCUACCUACACUCAUACUCUGUCUGUCACGUCCGCACAUACAUACGCACAUCCAUCCCAUCCCUGUCUGUCGUGGCUGUUGGUUAAUGUUAUUUUCGAUGCAUCCAAGCGUAUAUGCGUAAGCGGGAUGGAUGGCUGGCUGGGGGAAGACAGACGGAUGGGAUAAUGGGUGGCUCUGCGAUUGACUAGGCGAAUGGAUGGAUGGAUGGAUGCCUUCGUGUCUGUCUGCACGGAUGUGUGUGCUGCAAGUGGAUGCAUGGAUGGAUGGAUGGAUGGCUGGUACUUAGUUGCCUGCCUGCCUGCCUAAGUCAGAAGGGGGCGGUGCGAUCUGCGAGCGUACGUACGAGUAUCGCGGUGUGCGUGGCCGUGUUUGAAGCUACUUACUGGUAAGUGGGUGACCGACCGAGCGACCGACACGAGUGAGUGAGAAUUCGCGCUGGCCGCCGUCCUUGCCUCUGGUCUUUGGCUGCCGGUGUGUUAUGUAUGUCUGAGCCGAUACCCAAGACCAGACAGACAGGCAGCUGCGGCCGGGCGGGCGGGAAGGCUGGCGAGCUGGCGUGCAGACAGACAGACAGCCAGACAGACAGACAGACAGAGACUGACAGAGGCAGAUGGGAAUGUCUGUCUGGCUUGGUUGCUGUGUGUGCGUGUGUGUGUGGUUGUCGAUGAUCGCGUGAAUAAGUACCCUGCCUUUCUCUACAUAUCAUAACAUAACAUACUCUGUCUAUCUGUAUUGUAACUUUCCCUUAUUUUAUCUGUGUGUGUGUCGUGGUGUGUGUGGAGUGGCUGAGUACGAAAUGCAUACGGAUGCGAUGCUUUCAAACAACUGACUGACUGACUGAGUGGGGGUGGACAGAUGGGACGGAUGGAUGGAUGGCUGCCUGGCUGGCGGGUGUGAGUGUGUGACUUGACGACGUACUUUUGGCUGGCGUGUGUCGCGUGAUACUUUUCUCUCUCCAGUCAGUGUGUGUGAGCGUGCUGGUCGGUGAGUAAGUAUGGUAAGUAUGUAAGGUGAGUGAGUAAGAGAGAGACGGCGGCCUGCUCCGAUAAACAAACGGACGGAAUGCAUCGGCCGCCGACUGACUGACUGACUGAUGUGGUGUGUAUCUGCGUGAAUGCGUGUGUGUAUCUAUAGCUAUCUAUAGCUAUCUUUACAUGGCGCGGGUGUGUGUGUGUGCGGACGUACCGUGAUGGAUGGAUGGAUGCAGACCUGCAGGUGCGUGCGUGCGUGGGAAAGUGAGUGAAUGGAUGGAAUGCGUGUGUCGUGUCCGUGUGUAUUUUUUCUCACUUUGAGAGCCGAGAGAGAUUCAGAGAGAGAGCGUCAAUUUGUCCCAGCUGCCUGGCUGCCCGGCUGUCUGUCUGUCUGUCUGUCUAGCUAUCUAUAUAUCGGCUGCGUGCCGUUGGUGAGUGCCUUAAUUGUGUGAGGUAAGGUGGUGUGUGCACAUCACAUCACAUCCAUCGAGUCGACCGGCUUGUGGUGCGUGUCCCUGCUCGCGUAUCAAUCAACACACACAUACACAAACAUACUCAUAUACUACUAGUACUACUACUACCAUCCGUGCGGAUGAUGUGUGGGUGGAUGGAUGGUGGGUGCACGUUGGACAGACACGCCAUUCAUUCAUUAUCCAUUCAAGGGGAC
Vitrella brassicaformis is the source of this 4835-nucleotide messenger RNA. NCBI's taxonomy places the organism in Eukaryota, Vitrellaceae. The record is from the annotation of a GenBank genome assembly.